AUGACGAGGCGCGCGAUCGAGCAGCAAUCUCCCCGCUACUUCCGGGCUUCUUCCUCAUCAACCGCCCAUCCGCAGGCACCGGUUACUGUUGCUGAACCCCGGUCGCAACGAAUCCAUUCUACUAGCCUUGGCAUCACAAUAAGACCAAGAGCCGAAGACGCGCUGGCGCCAGCAGGCGACGAUGCGGUUUCGACCACGAAGAAGAAGUUCUUCACCAUAAUCAGGGCUGGAUUGCUUGUCCCUGGUGAUGGCAAGCCUCUUCACGAUGCAGCGCUAGUGAUCGAAAACAAGAUCAUUGCCUGGGUUGGCUCCCAAGCUGAAGUGCCAGAUGAAUAUACGGAGGCCCCGCACCGGAGCUUCGAUAUAGAUUAUCUCAUGCCUGGCUUAUGGGAGGUUCAUGCACAUUUUGAUGGUUCGAGCCCUUCAGACCCGGACCUCGGCUAUCUCGCAUUCCUCUCAACCCAUCCCGCCGCUGCCGGUGCGCGUUUGGCGAAGCAGUGCUGGGAGGCCCUCCAGCGCGGUUAUACGUCCCUACGCGACGUUGCUGGACUUGGGUGUGAAGUCGCACAGGCAAUUGACGAUGGAUCCAUUGUUGGUCCGAAUGUUUACAGCUCAGGCGGUGCCUUGAGCCAGCUGGGUGGCCAUGGCGACAUCUUUGUCAUCCCUGCUGGAGACGUACUUCUCAACUUUGGCGUGGGCAACAUUUCAGCGGGGCACCAUGGGACAGGGCCGGUGGUGAUCGUCGACGGUGUCGAUGAGUGUCGUCGAGGAGUACGGCUUCAAAUCCGGCGCGGCGCCAAGUGCAUUAAGGUCAUGGCUUCUGGCGGCGUGAUGUCACGGGAUGACAACCCGCUCUACGCCCAGUUCAGCAAGGAAGAACUCGACGUGAUCGUCCAAGAAGCGAACAGGCAGGGCCGUGCUGUUGCUGCCCAUGUUCAUGGCAAGCCGGGUAUUCUAGCUGCUGUGAAUGCCGGGGUUACGACAGUAGAGCAUAUGUCCUUUGCUGACCAGGAGUGUAUGGAUGCCAUCAAGGAGAAGGGCACGAUCUACGUUGCUACACGCUUCAUCGUCGAUUUGUUACUUCAAACUGGCGGGAAAGGCCUUUCGAAAGAACAGUGGGCAAAGGCCAAGCUUUGCGGUGCAAAUCACGAGGCCGCCUACAAGCUGGCUAUUAAGAACGGUUUGACGUUUGCCCUCGGCACGGAUACAGCACCCGGAGACAACUGCGCCAUAGAACUCGAAUACGCCGUGAAGGCUGGUAUGAGCAAUCUGGAAGCGAUCAAGGCCGCUACCGCGAACGGCCCCCUAACGGUCGGAGCUCAGGCUCCAAAGUCGGGGCAGCUAAAGGCUGGCUACGAGGCAGACAUCAUUGGCCUCACGGAAAACCCGGUGGAGGAUGUCAAGGUGUUACAGAACAUAGAUGUCAUCAAGUAUGUCUUCAAGGGCGGUAGGCUAUUCAAGGGGCCAGGCGUUGGGCCCUGGGGUGAGUAA
Messenger RNA from Neoarthrinium moseri, 1491 nucleotides. RefSeq lists its product as uncharacterized. Gene Ontology annotation, molecular function: hydrolase activity, acting on carbon-nitrogen (but not peptide) bonds. Lineage: Eukaryota; Fungi; Ascomycota; Sordariomycetes; Amphisphaeriales; Apiosporaceae. The coding region runs from base 1 to 1491 and encodes 496 amino acids. The transcript has 2 exons. The record is from RefSeq and is a predicted model, not a curated record.